Punica granatum (pomegranate) is the source of this 505-nucleotide messenger RNA. The record is from RefSeq and is a predicted model, not a curated record. NCBI's taxonomy places the organism in Eukaryota, Viridiplantae, Streptophyta, Magnoliopsida, Myrtales, Lythraceae.
AUUAUUCUAUAGAAAAUAAAUUAAAUUUUACCAGAAAGUGAAUGAGGAACCAUGACACCAACAUUGCUGCAAAUUCAGUUUUACAUUCCAACAAGCUGCAUUGAGUAGACUGCCAAAGAGCAGAGGAUGAGGCUUGGGACCAUGAGAGCAUCCACCCGGACCGAGCCGGAGCUGGCAAUAGCAGGCUCCACCUCUGAAGGAGAGAGGGGCGUGGUGACCGGUCCGCCAGCAACCUCGCUGUCAGGGUUCGGGGGGCUCGGGCUGGACGGGAUUAUGGGCAGCGAGGACUCAGAAGGGGUGGGGGCUUCACCCUUAGGGGAGGGCAGGAGAGGGGAAAUGUCCGGAGACAAUGUGGGAAAUGGAGAGUCAGGCUCCGGGGCGGCUGGUAGAGUUGCUGGGGCUGCCGGAGUUGUAACCGGUGAUGAGAGCGGGGCGAGUGGGAGGGAUGCCGGGGCGGCCGAGAUGGUGGAGAUGUGGAGUUGAUGGGAGGCAGAGGAGGAGGCAA